AGGUUCCGGUUAGAAAAGCUGGUUUAAAUUACGGGGUGCGCUUGGUGCGCUUAGUAUCUACGAGGCAUUUCCCGGGCCGGGCGAUUUCCUGCUUGUACCCAAAGCUUUGCGUCUCUCCAAGCCCGAGUUUAAGGACUAAUCUCUUCCCCCAGACAUUGGGAACCCACUUCUUAAAUAUAUAUCCACUUUUUUGUUAUUGUAAAUAAAGAGACCAUUAAGAGGGGACAACGUCUCUGUCCCCAUUUCUAAAUGGAACAAUAGAGGAAUCGAAAGCCAGAGCCCUUCGCAUCACCCCAGGAAACAGGAAUUUAUUACGGCAUACUAUUCACUUGCCCCUAGGGGACCAAGGCAUGCAGUUCCUGCCAGUUUCUAGAAAUAUAGAAAUCUGAUAUCUGGAGGCCUAGACGUUUAGUUCCCUAACUUGGCGGGGCUCACUCCCGCUGGGGAAGCAGGAGAGAAGCAGAGCAGGCGCCUAUCCAGUUCCCUAAGUGUGGGGGUGUCUUAGGCCUUCCUAUAGGGCCCUGGACCUUAGGCCCUUCAAUAUAAGGUCCCUUUAAAUAUUUUGUCCCUUACCUGAGUCCCGCCCAGGGCAGGUAGUCGCAAACCCCGCCCCUCUGCCAGAAACCGCGGCGGGGGAGGAUUACAGAGAGCCGGAGCCAGCAGGGAAAUCCCUCCUUUUUUCUUCCCUCCCCUCCCUCCUGCCCCUCUUCACAGCUGGCCUCAGCUGGCUGAGGAGGCCCCGAGAUUGAGGAGGAGGGGUCAGUGCUCACAAGUCUGGGCAGGUGGUCCGCAAAAUAUGAGGGGCAGGGGCCACCCCUCUCUGCUGCUGCUGUACCUGGGCUUGACCACCUGUCUGGACACCUCACCCAGCAGGGAGCAAGACCAAGGCCCAGAGGUCUUCCUGGACCCCCCCGAGGCUCAGAGCUACCUGGACGGCCACCACCGGGUUCGCCGAGCCAACCACUGGGACCUGGAGCUCUUCACGCCCGGGAACCUGGAGCGGGAGUGCCUGGAGGAGAAGUGCUCCUGGGAGGAGGCCCGGGAGUACUUUGAGGACAAUACUAAGACGGAGCGCUUUUGGGAGACGUACAUCCACAAUGGCAAGGCAGGGCGUGUACGAGUGGACGUAGCAGGCCUGGUUGUGGGGCUGACGUCUGGCAUCCUGGUCAUUGUGCUGGCCGGCCUGGCAGCCUUUUGGUACCUACACUGGCGACGUGGCAGAAGCCAGCUACCCAGCCCUCAAGAGGCCGACCUCAUCAGCCCUCUGAGCCCCCUCAGCUCUGCGGGCUCGCCCACGCCCCUGCCGCCGCCGCCCCAGCCGCCGGGCCUCCCCACCUACGAGCAGGCCUUAGCGGCCUCCGGGGUGCACGACGCACCUCCGCCGCCCUACUCCAGCCUCCAGAGGCCUCGGUGAAGGAGCUGCUUCGGAGCCGAGCCGGCUUCCCCGAACCAUGCCCCAGAUUCACACCGGAUUCCGGAAGCUCUCCGAAGACUCUGAAAAAAAAACUGCGGAGCUGAACUUGGGGGGACGGGGGGUGCCGCGGGUAGGGGUCGUCCGGUUCGAGGCCUACCCUGCCUGGCACACGUGUUUCCGCCGCGUACGCUGGACUCACGUCUUCGCGAAAGUGUUCCCGCGCCCCGGCACCCCGCGGGCUCCGACGCGUUCUUGACCUUGUGGGGGGGGGCGCCGUCAUCCCCGCCCCCGGGGGCAGGCUCGGAGCCAGGCACGCAGGCCGAGUGUGCAGACUCGCGUGUGAGGUUGGACACGGCCACCUCCCUCCAGGGACACGGGACACACACACGCACACACAGGCCCCGCCCGUGCACACGCGUGUCUCCAUGCGCUCCCCGCGCGCGCACAGGGGCCCUUUGCAACCCGGGGGGACAGGGGGGGGGCAUAUUUGCAACCUUACUCAUCAGGGGCAGGCUCUUCCCCCUCAAUAAAAGCUCUUUGGAAAAGACAUACACACACACACACAAAGUGAAAAAAUGCACACAAAAAAUGGAAAUAAACGGAAUCGCGACCCCA
Pipistrellus kuhlii (Kuhl's pipistrelle) is the source of this 2029-nucleotide messenger RNA. RefSeq names its product proline rich and Gla domain 2 (gene PRRG2). Gene Ontology annotation, cellular component: extracellular region. Gene Ontology annotation, molecular function: calcium ion binding. The transcript is spliced from 7 exons. The record is from RefSeq and is a predicted model, not a curated record. The coding region runs from base 797 to 1414 and encodes 205 amino acids. NCBI's taxonomy places the organism in Eukaryota, Metazoa, Chordata, Mammalia, Chiroptera, Vespertilionidae.